AUGCGUCUUGUGCUCGCCCUGGCCGCCCUGGCCGCCUUUGCUGCUGCUGACAUUUGCAGCAACCCGGACGUCAAGUCCGAGCCUUCCAUCACUGGCUCCCCCAACAUGUACGAUCAGACCUCGUACGGUGUCAAGUUCAGCGUCUCGUGCAACGGCAAGCGUGUGACCGAGCCUCUGACCGCCUAUGUCAACGGCCAGUUUGUGCCCGUCGCUAGCUCCGCGACCGGUGACUACCAGGUGAGCUGGUUUGCCAAGAACAAGGACAUGUCCUCUGGUACCACCGUCGUCACCUUCUUUGACGCCGCCAGCUUCCAGGCCGCUGAGGAGGCUGCCAAGCCCGUGUCGGAGGCUGAUUUCUCCAUUGCCGUCCCUUACUCGGUUCCCUCGGCUUUCUCGCUGCCCGUCCCCGCCGAGUUCAUUGCCAUGUUUGUGCUGGGUUACCUGGUCUACUUUACUGCCAAGGCAUCCGCCGCAAGCAAGUAA
Molecule: messenger RNA, 483 nt
Organism: Monosiga brevicollis MX1
Lineage: Eukaryota; Choanoflagellata; Craspedida; Salpingoecidae
Exons: 6
Coding region: 1-483 (160 amino acids)
Cellular component (GO): endomembrane system; membrane; endoplasmic reticulum
Source: RefSeq, a predicted model, not a curated record